Messenger RNA from Closterium sp. Naga37s-1, 1299 nucleotides. NCBI's taxonomy places the organism in Eukaryota, Viridiplantae, Streptophyta, Zygnematophyceae, Desmidiales, Closteriaceae. The record is from the annotation of a GenBank genome assembly.
AUGCGCCGCGUCUCACGGCGCUGGAACCAACUCAUUCAGUCCCCUCUGUACUACGAGAUGCGGCGGCACAGGGGAGUGCAGGAGGGGUGGGUGUACGUGCUAUCGCGUGACAGCUCGGACCGUCUGUGGUGGCACACGCUGGACGUGCACUCUGCCACGUGGCACGACGUCCCCCGCAUGCCCUCCCUCUGCUCGCGCGCCUACGGGCUCGCCUGUGCCACCUGCCAGGGCAACCUUUACGUCAUUGGCGGUGCAGGGUGGCUCAAACCCAGCAGACCACACGUGUACAGGUACAACGCCCCUGCCAACAAGUGGGUGCGCGUGGCGGACAUGGCCUUCCCCCGCUGCUACUGCGUGGCCGGUGCCGUGCGCCUCGAGAGGGAUGGCAAGGGCCGGGAGCAUGGCGCGGGAUGGCUCAGAGAAGGUGGCGACAGGGGGGAGGAGGGAAGGGAGGCGGGAGAUAGACUGGGGGAUGGCGGGUGGGAGAGGGAGAGGGAGAGGGAGAGGGAGCGCGGGAUUGGGAGGGAGAGGGAGGAAGAAAGGGGGAUUCGGAGGGAAAAGGAAAGGGAAGGGGAGAGGCUACGGGAUGGGGAGGGAGCGCAAGAGGGAGAAAGUGUGGUUGGGGGGGAAAGGGAGGGUGAGAGGAGCAGAGUGGAGGAAAGUGAAAGGGCUGGAGAGAACGCAGGAGGGGGUGAGUCGAGCAGUGGAGGGAAACAGGGGGGUAGCAGCAGGGAGCCGAGAGUGGGGAAGGCGAGAGGGGCAGAGGGAGGGAGCAGCAGCAGCAGCAGCAGGGCGGAAGGGGUGUGUUCGGCGGGAGGGGCGUGGGCGAAUGAGCGGCUGGUAGUGGCGGGUGGCAUGGGGGCGAGCAACACGUCACUGCUGACGUCAGUUGAAGUGUACCACCCGCAGGAGGACCGGUGGACCAAUGCGGCCCCGCUGCCCUUCGAGUGUGACUUAGAGGACGCAGCAGUGUUAGCCAACCGACUGUUGCUGCGCCACAUGCGCUGUGUGCACUCCCCUCCCGGCCCUGACGCCGUUGCCUUCUCCCUUUCCUCCAACUCCUGGUCCCCGCUUUCUGGGAACCUUCCCUCCGCCUGGCACGGCCCGUCCACGGUGCUGGACGGUCGGAUGUACAUGCUGGAUCAGAUCGGAGGGAUCCGAUUGGCCGUGUACGAUGACGUGGCGCAGAUGUGGCGCCCGAUUGGCCGGCCCGGCGCUGCUGACGCCGCCGUGCCGGAUAUUAGGGUUUCGCGGGCGGCUGUACGUGAUAGGGAGGGGGCUGUCGAUGGUGGUGGUUGA